Cladocopium goreaui is the source of this 1255-nucleotide messenger RNA. The record is from the annotation of a GenBank genome assembly. NCBI's taxonomy places the organism in Eukaryota, Dinophyceae, Suessiales, Symbiodiniaceae.
GAUCAACGUGUUUACCGUCGAGACAGCGAAAUUUAUGGACUUGAACCCUGACACUGUUGGACAGACAGGCUGUCGCAAGAAUGAUGUCAGCAUGGGAACUGGAGAGACCAUUGUGGAAUUGACGAAUUGCGACCUGGUUCUCUCGGGUGCAGGCAUCACCUUCUACUCUGCCUUUGUUUACGUGGAAGAUGAUUCUGGAGGUAUUGGUGACCUCUCACCACCUGUUGCUGUGCUGGACAUCAGCAACACCUUUCUCUGGCCGUUCCCACGUAUUGCUGCGUUCGACACCAAUGGAUCUCUCUCUGUGGAGGUUUUCCCAAGAAAUUCCGGGCGCAUUUGGGCCAGAAUAGUCUUGGCGUCACUUUAUCCAACGGUGGAACGCUGGGCUGGAGAUUUGAACCUGAAUGUCUUAAAGACGUGGCAGACAUAUCCAAACAAUGGACCGUCCUAUGACAGUGCCAACUGCAGCUUUGACGCUGUAGAUUUCACGGUGGAGCUCAAUCCAUUCGGCAGCAACAUGGCUGAACUUCAGCAAUUGAUCGGCAUCUACGUGGAGGACUCUGGCGAUAACAAUGAUGGAGCGCUCGCCAGCAUCCGUGUGCUGAAACUUGCAGAUGCCAGCAACUACUUCCUCAUCUCGCCUAGACUGCUGGGCACUGCUUAUGCAGACAACUUCACCAUGGAAUAUCGGACUGCCACUGCAGGCUUUGCUUGGUGCGCCAUCGUCCUGCCAGAGAUGGUGGAAAGCGUUCCUGGCGCUUCAGUGAUGAGUGGAAAUGUCAGCCUAGGUGGGCCAAACUGCUGUCAAAGUUCAACUCCGAUCACAACUUUGGCCAAUGUUUUGCAGCAGUGGACCUUGACCAACUGUGCGCUGUCCAUGGAUACCGAGUAUGUCUUUCUAAUGUAUAGCAGUUCUGGAGGUUUGGACGGCACUCUAAGUUCUGGCUACACCUUCAAGACUUUUGGGACUUUGGGUCAUAUUCGAGUAACCUGGCUACAGAAGGAAACCGACGUCGGUGGAUCUGUUGAUCGCUAUCGUAUCUUCUUGAACGGCACGCAGGUUUACGACGAUUUCUCUCUCCGUGGUUCUUUGGAACAAACACGUGCCGGAUCUCCACCGCAAUGGGUUCGAGUAGUGGACGUGGCCUGCACUCCAGGCGUCGUGGGCCAAAGCUUGAGCGCAGCAGAGAGGGGUGCAGCGCAGGCGGAGAAGUGGCUGUCUCAUUCGCCCAGCGUGGUUUUGUGGAACGACUGA